ACACGGUUGGCAACACUGUGCCCAUUUUGUUGUGAACAAUUUUUGUUAAUUUUAUAAUUUAAUUUGUACAAGUCGUGCGAGUGCAGUGUGCGUGUGCCGAGACAACCCAACCCAUUCACAGAAAGUGCAGCAUGCGCCAGUCGACAUAGGCAGUAGCAUCCAAAGCAACGCAAUAGGUUGCAGCCAGAUCGGACGUAGACGUAGGCAAUAGACGAAGUACAUAGAAAUGACCAUGGGCGAGCGUGAGCCAACUUCGUCUCUCGUUCUGCCCGUUAUACUGCGGCCUAUUUUCUCACAGCUGGAGCGACGCGAUGUUGGCGCCGCUCAAUCUCUGCGCUCGGCCAUACUGAAAUCGGAGCAGAACAAUCCGGGCUUCUGCUACGACCUCGUUGCGACGAUCGUGCGACGUGCUGAUCUAAAUGUCAACCUGAAUGAGGCCGUCUUGCGAUUGCAGGGCAACAUUACAGAAGCAGACCUUAAUGAGUACCGCUUGACACGCACCGAGGAGCCCUUCCAGGAGCUGAACCGCAAGUCAGUGGCCCUCAAGGUGAUCCUCAGUCGCAUACCCGACGAGAUUAACGACAGAAAGACCUUUCUGGAGACCAUUAAGGAAAUCGCCAGCGCCAUAAAGAAAUUGCUCGAUGUGGUCAACGAGAUUGGCUCGUUCAUACCGGGCGUUACGGGCAAGCAGGCUGUGGAGCAGCGCAAGAAGGAGUUUGUCAAAUACUCCAAGAAGUUCAGCACAACGCUGAAGGAGUAUUUCAAAGAAGGACAACCGAAUGCAGUAUUCAUAAGUGCACUUUUUCUAAUACGGCAAACGAAUCAAAUAAUGCUGACAGUUAAGAGCAAAUGCGAGUAGAGAAUUAAAUGUUUUUUUUUUAAUUACGACAAACCCUAGUGGCAUUUUAAAUUUAUGUUUAAAUAACCAUUUAACACACAAACAAAUCAAAUAAAAACGCGAGAGCGAGAAGCGCAUAGGAAAUGCCAGUCAGCACACAAAUAUACAAACAAAACAAAACAUAAACACUCCUUCGACAGACCCCGAAAAACAGCCCGAGUUAAAUGUUUAAACGAUUUCGUUGUUGCAACUAUCUAGUUAAGCCUAAUGUACAUCAUAUAUAUGUGUGUAUGUGUAUAUGUAACCACUAAUCGGAGUCUAAACCUUAUGCUAAAAAAAA
This is a messenger RNA of Drosophila guanche, 1178 nucleotides long. RefSeq names its product programmed cell death protein 10 (gene Ccm3). Bases 227 to 859 code for a protein of 210 amino acids. Gene Ontology annotation, biological process: regulation of Golgi organization; positive regulation of MAP kinase activity. The record is from RefSeq and is a predicted model, not a curated record. NCBI's taxonomy places the organism in Eukaryota, Metazoa, Arthropoda, Insecta, Diptera, Drosophilidae. The transcript has 5 exons. Gene Ontology annotation, cellular component: Golgi apparatus; FAR/SIP/STRIPAK complex. Gene Ontology annotation, molecular function: protein kinase binding.